Colletotrichum navitas is the source of this 1580-nucleotide messenger RNA. RefSeq names its product arginase family-domain-containing protein. The coding region runs from base 137 to 1303 and encodes 388 amino acids. Lineage: Eukaryota; Fungi; Ascomycota; Sordariomycetes; Glomerellales; Glomerellaceae. The record is from RefSeq and is a predicted model, not a curated record. Gene Ontology annotation, molecular function: agmatinase activity; metal ion binding. The transcript is spliced from 9 exons.
UGCUUUCAAUGGCAUCCGUACUGGAGCAUCUUGAUUCCCAGCCUCCUACUUGAAAUAUCCCAAACAUCCAGCAAUUUUGGAUUGGAUAGUUGACUGCUUAACCUGAAAGCCCCCAGAAUCGACACUUAUUGGUGAGAUGCUGCAUUCACGGACGACCAUCUUACUGCUUCUCCAGGGCAGCAUUGCUUGGAAGCUUCCCCACUCAGCAUUCGGCAACUUUGAGUCUCACGAGAAUCAGAUACCAAUCGGCCUCACCAGCAACGAUGAGGUGGAUGCAUUCGGCGCCAGUGCAUUCGCUGGACUGAGAACGUUUGCGAACCUUCCAUACGUAGACUGUUUCUCUACGCGAGAGACCAGGAAUCAUAUAUAUGACAUUGCCGUAUUUGGCGCCCCUCACGAUACUACAACCACAGGUCGCCCAGGAGCACGUUUUGGCCCACCUGCGAUCCGGACAGGCAGUCAGAGGAAAAGCUCGGGGGAAUGGAGUGUUUAUACAGGCCGAAACCCAUUGCAAAGCUGGGCCACUGUGGUAGAUUGCGGGGAUGCCAGGCUCACGUGGUUGGACAACAUAGUGUCUUUGAAGAGACUUGACAAAGCCCAUACCAUGAUAUCCGGUCGACCAGCUGCUAACUCGUCGGUCUCUUUGACGCCAAGAAUCCUGACACUCGGCGGGGACCACACAACGACAUUGUCGGCGCUGCGGUCAACAUAUCAGAGAUGGGGACCUGUCUCGGUUAUUCAUUUCGAUAGUCACAUCGAUACCUGGGAUCCCGCAGUUCUCGGAGGUGGGAUUUCGGAUUAUGCAGGUCUAAACCAUGGAACAUUCCUUCACAUCGCCUACGAAGAGCAUCUGGUUUUGAAUAAUUCGAUUCAUGCCGGUAUACGAGCUCCCUUGAUUCGACGGAAAAGUGAUUUAAGAAACGAUGCUCGUUGCGGUUUUGAGAUCAUCACUGCUCGUGACCUCGAUAAGCUUGGCUCCGCCGGAGUUAUUUCAAAGAUCAAGGAACGGGUUGGCGACUCCAAAGCCUAUAUCAGUAUCGACAUUGACGUACUCGAUCCUGCAUAUGCUCCAGCUACAGGGACAGCCGAGCCAGGCGGCUGGUCUACACGGGAGCUUCUCACGAUUCUCGACGGCCUCGAAGGGCUCUCCAUAGUUGGCGCAGACGUUGUUGAGGUUGCCCCGGCAUAUGACAACAACGGCGAGAUCACUGUUCUCGCUGCAGCCGAGGUCGCUUACUCUUUGAUUGACCUUAUGGUUUUAACACCUGUUCGGUCAAAGGCAGAUGUUGCUAAGUCUGGCUAGUCGGGGUGACAAUGCUCAAGAUUUUUUUCUUUUAAAAAAAGGAAUGUAGCGCCUGCGUGAUAUGACAAUGGACGUUGAGUAGGUCGAGACAACGGGGAAAACAUUGCAUAGCGUACAAUAUGUCAUUUGAAGAUGAAAGACUGUGGCGAUCGGGCGAUAUUCCGUCCUUUCAUCUUUGGGUCCAAGAAUUCAGAGGUUGAGUGCAAGUGACAAUUAUAGCUAUCUUUUUGACUGGCUGAUGAAAUUUGUUGCUUUCGAAAGCUUAGGACAAUGAGGU